AUGCUUGUCAACAAGCUUAACUAUGGAGUGCAUAUUAUCAGGGGAGACGACAAGGCGGCAAAAGUAGUAGCCUCACUGGGUCUGCUCAUGGCCAAUGUCAAUGGUCCCCGGCCAUGCAUGAGGAGACUACUGAUGCGUGCCGCCGAAGCAGUGAUGCUGUACGGUGCAGAAGUAUGGGCCGAGGCGCUGCGAAAACAGAAAUACAGCAAGCGCAUAGCCGCGGUACAAAGGAGGGGCGCCCUCCGAAUCGCGUGCUCUUAUCGCACGGUCUCAGAGCCGGCAGUACUAGUACUACCUGGCUAG
Molecule: messenger RNA, 303 nt
Organism: Vespa mandarinia (Asian giant hornet)
Lineage: Eukaryota; Metazoa; Arthropoda; Insecta; Hymenoptera; Vespidae
Source: RefSeq, a predicted model, not a curated record